Messenger RNA from Notechis scutatus (mainland tiger snake), 1593 nucleotides. NCBI's taxonomy places the organism in Eukaryota, Metazoa, Chordata, Lepidosauria, Squamata, Elapidae. The record is from RefSeq and is a predicted model, not a curated record.
AUGAAUCAGAAAGUUCUUCUCUUCAUGCUCUUUCUAUCCUUUCUAGCAAUUUUUGCUUUCGUAUGUAUCUUGUUGACCAGAGGCGGAAAAUGUGAGAGCUGUGCUUCCCAGUCUCAAGCUUUAACUGAGCAUCUAAAUAGCAAAUGGAGUUGUCUCUUUGCUGAUUUAUCACAAGAGGAAUUAGUCCAUGUAGUACAGUAUUUGAAAUCCAACCUUGGAGCAACCUUGGAAGAUGCUUCUCAUGCAAAGCCUUCUGAUAACUGCAUUUACUCUGUUGAUUUGGAGUUGCCCUCUAAAGCAGACGCUUUAUCAUUUUUGGAUCAUGGAGGAAGAUGCCCAGCUAGGCAGGCUUUGGUUGUAGUGUAUUUUGGAAAUCAGCCAGAUCCAAAUGUUACUGAAUAUGUGGUGGGUCCCCUCCCACAACCAAUGUAUCACCAGGAUGUGACAGUGCAAAAAUAUGGAGGAAAAGUGCCAUAUUAUCGCAGGCCUUCACUGAUUGCUGAACACAAGCAGAUGGCCCACUUUCUGCAGAGUACAUUGUUCCCCACAGCCCCAAGCUUCAUGCGUGAAGUAUUGAACUACGAUGGAGCCAAUCUAGCAGCAAUGACUACAUCGCCAAAGGGAAUGAAAUCUGGGGAUCGGGCAACUUGGUUGAUUCUGUACCAGAAUGUAACUGGUUACUUUUUACAUCCUGUUGGGCUUGAAGUGCUCAUAGAUCACAGAAGCCUGGAUAUUACCCAUUGGAUUGUCAAGAAAGUGUUCUAUGGUGAUCAAUAUUAUAGGGACAUGGCGCAAUUGGAAAGAGAAUUCACAGAAGGGCAUCUGCAUGUGGAAAAGGUGAACAGAAUUCCAGCUGAUGGGGGAUUCUCCUCAAUGAAACCCAGGGUGCAUCAUGCCAAACUCCAUUCCCUGAAUUAUGAACUUUUUGGACCACGUUACAGUGUGAAAAACAACCAAGUCCACUCUGCAUUGUGGAGUUUUGCCUACCGAAUGGAUUUGCAUAGAGGACCACAACUUUUUGACAUUAGGUUCAAAAAUGAAAGGGUUGUGUAUGAGCUCAGCAUGCAAGAUGCUAUGUCCGUCUAUGGCUCCAACAACCCUGGUGGGAUGUCUAUUAGAUACAUGGAUGGGAGUUUUGGAAUUGGAAAGUUCUCGUCUCCUCUUAUGCGAGGGCUUGACUGCCCUUAUUCUGCUACUUAUCUUAAUGUUACCUUACUAGCAGAAGUAGAAAGACCUCUUAUUACUCGUGAUGCUAUUUGUGUUUUUGAACAGGAUAUGGGGGUUCCAUUUCGGCGUCAUUUUUCCAAACUUCACUCUCUGUAUUAUGGAGGGCUACAAAGCACAGCAUUGGUCUUUCGCUCUGUGUCCACCAUUGGUAAUUAUGACUAUAUCUGGGACUUUGUAUUUUAUCCAAAUGGAGCCAUUGAAAACAAAGUCCGUGCCACUGGUUAUAUAAGUUCAUCUUAUCUCCAUGAUGAUGGGCUAGAAUAUGGAAACAGAGUUGGAGACUACACUCUAGGAACAAUUCAUACACACUUUGUUGGCUUCAAGGUAGAUCUAGAUAUCGCUGGUGAUAAUGCAUUUGUCCUCUGA